GAUCUGUAGCAAGACAAAUAGCAGCUGCUGAUAUCCGUAGCAAAAUAAUAACAACGGCACAACAAUGGCUCUAGAUUUCACGAGACGCCAGUGGCUGACACUGAUGAUCAUGGGACUGGCCGACUUCUGCAAUGCCAUCUGCGUCAGUUUACAGGCGCCGUUCUUCCCGAACGAGGCAGAAUCGAAAGGCGCCACGGCCACCGAGUACGGGCUCGUGUUCGGCAUCUUCGAGCUGGUGGUGUUCAUCAUCUCGCCCGUCUACGGUCAGUACAUCAACCGGAUCGGGCCGAAAGUAUUAUUCAACAGUGGCAUCUUCACCACGGGCACCUCGGCCAUCCUGUUCGGUCUGCUGGACCGCGUGCCUGGCCACGUGCCCUUCAUUACGCUCGCGUUCGUGAUACGCAUCGUGGAGGCGCUUGGGAAUGCGGCCUUCCUGACGGCCUCGUUCGCCAUUAUCGCCAAGGAGUUCCCGAACAACGUCGCCACCACCUUCGCCUCUCUCGAGACCUGCUUUGGGCUGGGACUGAUCGUCGGACCGAUGGUCGGUGGGGCGCUGUACAGCGUCGGUGGUUACUAUCUGCCGUUCGUCGUGCUCGGAUCGGCCCUGUUCGUGACGGCCAUCCUGACACUCUGCAUCCUACCGAAGCACCCGGACGACCAGCCACCGAACCGGGAGAAGUCCGCCUCACUGCUUUCCGUGCUCAAGAUCCCGGGAGUGGUCGUGUGCGCCUUGGCCAUUUGCGCCACCAGCGCGUCUAUUGGAUUCCUAAGCGCCACGAUGGAACCACACUUGCGACAGUUCGAUCUCAGUCCAAUUCUUCUUGGUGUCGUGUUUGUUAUCAACGGGGGAGUGUACGCACUCACGGCUCCUGUGUGGGGUUGGAGCGUCGAUAAGUUCCUCAACCCAAAGAUCGUUUCCACCGUCGGCUGCUUCCUGAUCGUCGGUGGGUUCUGCUUGGUUGGUCCUGCGUCAUUCCUCCCACUGGAAACAAAUCUCACCUACGUCAUUACUGGACUGGUGCUACACGGACUGGGCAUUGCGGCAGUUCUUGUUUCCAGCUUCACCGAUGCCCUCGACAUAUCGAUUAAAAAAGGCCUCCCUGACAACAUCGAAACGUAUGGGCUCAUCUCCGGACUGUGGACCUCAACCUUCGCCUUCGGUGCCUUCGUCGGACCGUCCGCCAGCGGGCUGUUGUUCGAUGCGAUCGGCUUCCGUGCGUCCACAGUGUUCAUCAUCGGAUUGCAGCUGCUCGUCGGCAUCAUCACCAUUCUGUUCCUCUUCUUCGAGCGCACGCCCGCUCCGUACAAGGAAGUCUCCUCCACCGAGUCCCUCAUCAAGCCCGACAAUGCCAGCACGCACGAUGGGGAUUCACACAACGAAAGUACCGCUAGUCGUAGCAGUAGUCUUGACAUAACCUACAGAGGCAACAAGUCGGGAUUCUCUGGCAGUCAGAGUUCACUCAUCGGUUCUUGGCGCCCGUCGGUAAACAACCUGCUAAUCAGCAACAGCUAUCAAAGCAAGCAAGGACACUGGGCACGUUCCGUCACCGAAUUGGAGAGCAACAGUGGCACGCAGUACGGAACGCACUAUGGAAGCUUCGAUGCCAGACCCGGCUACCAUGACACGAUGGCUUAGAAACACUGCGUGGCCACGGGAGGACACGCGCGUCUCAUGCCCGGCCCCGCAUGGCGGCCUGCGGUUCGGUAUUUUUCCUCUUGUCCCGCUCACUCAGCGCACCCUAGACCUGCCAAAAGACAACCAGCUUAACUAGUUGUAACUACUUCCUAAGUAUCGAAGCACACAGAAUCUACUCGAAAGCGGGGGCGAUGUCUUUCGACCCGAUGGGAUUCCCGAAACUUAACGCAAGCAUAUACACACCAAGACACCAUAAACCGACUACUCUCUGGAUCCAUAAGGUGAUCCUUUAAGAGUCCUAUAAUGUUGGAAGGCCGAUCAACGAGAUCGUUAUAAGAAAGUCGACAAGGACACACACAUAAUCUCUCAUUUUAAAAACAAAAUCCAAGCCCCCAAACUGAGCCCACGAGGAAUACAAUCUAGUAUAACUGCCCGUGCAAUCAACACUACCAACCAAAAAAUGGCUGUUGGCUGGCUAACAGUCUUCUUUUCAACCAAGACUAUUUUACGUCUCACCCCUUAGA
Molecule: messenger RNA, 2160 nt
Organism: Anopheles coustani
Lineage: Eukaryota; Metazoa; Arthropoda; Insecta; Diptera; Culicidae
Product: MFS-type transporter SLC18B1-like
Exons: 7
Coding region: 65-1636 (523 amino acids)
Biological process (GO): transmembrane transport
Molecular function (GO): transmembrane transporter activity
Source: RefSeq, a predicted model, not a curated record